This is a messenger RNA of Mesorhabditis spiculigera, 3252 nucleotides long. The record is from the annotation of a GenBank genome assembly. NCBI's taxonomy places the organism in Eukaryota, Metazoa, Nematoda, Chromadorea, Rhabditida, Rhabditidae.
AUGAGCCCAUCUGGCGGAAUAUGGUCGGAGCCAUCCGAUGAAGUGACACCAGAUGAUUUGGAAAAGGAGCCACCGGAAGAGAAACAAGAAAGAAGUUGUCAUCCUCGACGUGAAUCAAGCAGUUACUCGAUGGAAUUUGGACCAGAAAAUGAUGCCGAUGAUGAAGAAGAUAAUCGAACUCGAGAUAUGGAUGAAGACGAUGAGCUCAACCUCCCCAGCCUUCCUUGCUUCUCCCCAAUAGCAAGCCCACUUUUUGCACCAAAGUACAAACAUUCUGCACAGAUGAGUGAUGAUGGGUCAAUGACGACGUUAUCUGAAUCUAUCAUCUCGUUCGGGCGCCGCCACGGCGACCUGACACUAGACGAUUCUUGCUUUGAUCUGCUCAAUACGUCCGCCGAAAAUUCCCCCGUGUUCCCCCGCAACAGCACCCAGGAAUUUUUCCCAAGGAAACCUUCGGUUCCAGAGCCUCAACUAAACCCAAAUGUGAUGGAGUUAAAAGAGAACGAUUUUCGAAAACGCUCUGCAUCGGCCUGCAUCCCAAGGAGUGAUACAGCAUCUACCAUUAAUGAGCCGAGCCCAAAACAGCGACCGCCCGAGCGAUCACUCCGGAAAGUCAGCGUUAAAACGAAGCGCCCAGCUUCGUUAUCAUCGGAAAUAACCCUCCUAUCAAGAGAACAACCGGUGGUGUUUACACUGGAGCCCUCAACAUCUGCAAAAGAUGAAAAGGAAAACGAACCAUCCACUGAAACCUCUUCUUCUGCGACAAGCCUUGCCGAGCGAAAAAAGUCGAUUCGAAAGCCAUCAUUUGAAACGAUGCAUCCGCUGCUGCCAAAAGGAAAACUGUCACGACCAUUGCAGUCGAUUCCGGCCCAGAGUGUCAUGGAAAAGCCGGCACCCAUAACACCGCCUGACAUUAUGGAGAGAUUUAUCUGGGACCACCCACUACCGGGACGUCAGGUUGGAGACCUACGGGUCGUCGAAACAUUACGAGUAAAAGUUUUAUCGAUGAGAGGUCUCCGCGGCUCCUCGUCCCAAAAGCCCGUCUAUAUCCUCGGCAAAUUAGAUAGCAAAGAUAUAUUCCAAUCCGCCGCCAUUGCCAAAGCUGAUAGCGAAGACAUGUUGGAAGAAUUUACCUACGACGUCUCGAUCCCGUUCAAUCAUUUACAUCUCGUUGCUGUAGAAGCCGGGAAGAUCGGGAAACCAGCACGACCAAUCGGGCGUGUGUCUGUGAAACGGAAAGAUUUGAUGAAAGUGGCUGGGAGAGACCAGUUCUACCCUCUUCGAGUGGUCAGCAAAUUCUCCGAUGUACAGGGACAGAUUUGCGUCGACAUACGCCGGAUGAGCUCGAGUUUUUCGAUACGCGUUGUCGACUACAGCGAUCUGAACGUCAAAGACGCCACCGAAUUGUACCUGCACGUCAAGUGCGGGGACGGGGCGAAGGAGGCCAAACGGCUCCGGAUCGGAACGGCCGGGGAAUUGCAGAUGGACUGUCCGCGUGAAGGGCCACUUUCGAUUAAGAUGUCACUUUGGCAUGAACUGCUGAAAGGGUUGAACAACGUGUUCCACGGCCAGGUCCGAGUCGAGGUCGAUGAUCGCUGGAGUAACGGCUCGAAAUGGUUUUAUCUCCGUCCCAAGCAGUCCGACAACGAUAAGUCCCGGAAGGAGGGGGCCGGUCUGGGUGAGAUGAAGCUGUGGUUCUCCUACACGGCGGACCACGUCUUGCCAUUCACUACGUAUCAACCUCUCUUCAACGCCCUUACGACAUCCGUAAAGAUUGAGUACAAGGCGUCAGCGGUGGCUCUUUUGGAAAAUCUUCCACAGGUCGACCUGGGUGCCCUGGCACGACCACUCGUCCAAAUUUUUGCUCACAGCGGUGACAUCCACAGCCUGCUCCAUCUCGUCUAUCGUCAGGAGGUCCGGAAAUGCCAGGACCUAAACACGCUGUUCCGGAGCCAGAGCCUUGCCAGCCGAAUGUUGUUCGAACUGAUGAAAACGUAUGGGCACCAGUAUCUGCUUACCACCCUGAAACCAUUAAUCGAUAAGAUUUACUCGGAACGGAAAAGUUGUGAGAUCGACCCGGCCCGUAUUCAGAAUGGGGAUUCAAUCGAGAAGAACACGGAAACCCUCCUCAGCUAUUUUACCCUAUGCUUUGACCGAAUAGUCGAAUCAUCGGCCAGAUGCCCCAUUUCCCUCAGAAAUAUCUUCGCGGACCUCAGAAAAACGGUAUCGGCCGAAACUGGAAGAGUAGAAAUCGAACGGUUAGCCGAGUCUUCAUUUCUCAUAAUGCGCUUCUUCGCAGCAGCCCUGCUCAACCCAAAAUCGUUCGGCAUCAAGCGAGAUCAACCGGACUCGCGAGCCUCUCGGACACUACUCCUCAUCUCAAAAAUCCUCCAGCGAUUGGCUAAUGAAUGCGUUGCCACGAACCCGUUGACAUCCAAGGAACCCUGGCUGGAACCAAUCCUUCGUCAAGUGACAGAUGAUGCCCACAAGGAAACAAUGAUCCAUUUUCUCGACAAGAUCGCUCUACAGCUCGACACGAAAGCCAUGGCUAAUGAAAGCUUGGCUGUCAUAAAAGAGGGUUACCUUGUCGAAAGCAGACCCCGGACAGCCAGGCGUUGGAGCCUCAUCCCGCAACAGAAAAAGCGCUUUGUGUACUUGACGGAGGACUCAUUGUGUUGGCAAAAAAGCCGGAAAGGGGUUUUGGAUCACAAGGGCUCUGUGCUGCUUGGGACCAUCGAAAAAAUUACCUCCGGAGAGCGGAAUACCUUCAACAUCGAAACGGGCGAAGUACAAGUAGAAUUUGAAGCGGCCUCGGCAGCAGAAAUGAAGGAUUGGGUUACUGAGAUCGAGCGUCAGCGGCUACGUGGAGAUCCAAAUGGUGUUACCCUUGGAGAAGAGCUGUCUGUGAUGGGAAAUGCAGAUGUCGAACGGGCUCUGGAAGAAGUGCAUCUGAUCCUAGUUGAACACGCGAACGUCUUCGUCCAAUGGCGGAAUUCGUUAGAGAAUACUUCGACUUCAUCAGAACCAGCAGUGACAAUUCCGCAAAAUCUGGAACCAAAGGAUGAGGAAGUUCGAAAACAGCUUUUCGCUACACUCGAUAACCUCCUUGCCGCCACCUAUGCUAUCGAAACGAUACAUAGGGAUGCUGUGAGCAAGUAUAUGAAUCAUAUUCGAAACGGCGCCGGUACCCGCGAAAAUCCAAUCGGCGACGAGAACUACUUGCUCUUAAAACGAAAAUUCAAUAUUGACCCG